Molecule: messenger RNA, 3184 nt
Organism: Nothoprocta perdicaria
Lineage: Eukaryota; Metazoa; Chordata; Aves; Tinamiformes; Tinamidae
Gene: MCM8
Product: minichromosome maintenance 8 homologous recombination repair factor
Exons: 18
Coding region: 1-2469 (822 amino acids)
Biological process (GO): double-strand break repair via homologous recombination
Cellular component (GO): MCM complex; nucleus
Molecular function (GO): single-stranded DNA helicase activity; ATP binding; ATP hydrolysis activity
Source: RefSeq, a predicted model, not a curated record
AUGAGCAAGGAGCCGCGCGGCAGGGCGGGCAGCCGCGGAAGGGGCUUCCCGGCGUGGCGCGGCGGGUGGCGCGGCGGGUGGCGCGGCAAGGGGCAGAGCGUGGAGUGGAGGAGCAAGGUGGAGCACGCAAAACCUCAGCUAAUUCAGGCAACGUUGGACCAGUUUGUUCCAUAUAAAGGCUGGAAACUUUAUUUCUCUGAAGCUUAUGGUGACAAGUCUCCUUCUGUGCUGAAGACUCAAGCCUUUGAGAAGUUUUUCAUUCAACGCAUUGAGCUGUAUGACAAGGAUGAAAUAGAAAGAAAAGGAAGUAUUCUGGUGGAUUAUAAAGAACUGAUUGAAGACAGGGAACUAACUCAAUCAAUACCAGAUAUAGCUACCGAAUUAAGGGAUAUGCCUCAGAACAUACUGCAAUGCAUGGGCUUGGCAAUUCACCAGGUGUUAACAAAGGACCUCGAAAGGCACGCUGCUGAGCUGCAGGUGGAAGAAGGAUUGCCCCUUGUUGGAGAACCUAUAAUAAAUGUGCCACACAUCCAUGCCAGAGUGUACAACUAUGAUCCAAUAACUCAGCUGAAAAACGUUCGGGCCAACUGCUAUGGGAAAUACAUYGCCCUGCGUGGCACCGUUGUGCGUGUCAGUAACAUUAAGCCUCUCUGCACCAAGCUAGCCUUUGUGUGUGCCACGUGUGGAGACGUCCAGGGUGUUCCUCUGCCUGAUGGGAAGUACACUCUUCCAGCUAAAUGCCUUGUUCCUGAGUGCCGGGGCCGGUCAUUCACACCAGACAGAAGCUCUCCUUUAACCACUACAGUGGACUGGCAGUCUAUUAAGGUGCAGGAGCUCAUGUCCGAUGAUCAGCGCGAAGCAGGUCGAAUCCCUCGCACGAUAGAGUGUGAACUGGURCAAGAUCUUGUGGACAGUUGUGUCCCGGGAGAUAUGGUCACCAUUACAGGGAUUGUUAAGGUGUCAAGCACUGAGGAAGGAGCUUCUAAAAAUAAGAAUGACAAGUGUGUGUUCCUGUUGUACAUCGAGGCAAAUUCUGUCAGCAACACUAAAGGGCAAAAAGCCAAGAAUUUUGAUGAUGAGUCUUUUCAAAGAGCAUUCAUGGAAUUUUCUCUUAAGGACCUUUAUGCCGUUCAAGAAAUUCAAGCUGAGGAAAAUCUGUUCAGGCUCAUUGUGAACUCUCUUUGUCCUGCUAUCUAUGGCCACGAGAUUGUGAAAGCAGGUUUGGCGUUGGCCUUAYUUGGAGGAUGUCAGAAGUUUGUGGAUGACAAGAACAGAAUCCCAGUCCGAGGAGACCCACAUGUCCUGGUUGUUGGAGAUCCGGGAUUAGGGAAAAGUCAGAUGUUGCAAGCAGUGUGUAACGUGGCUCCUCGAGGCGUCUAUGUUUGUGGCAACACUUCCACCAGCUCUGGCCUCACUGUUACGCUGUCCAGAGAUGGGGCAUCGGGAGAUUUUGCCUUGGAAGCUGGUGCUUUAGUGCUUGGAGAUCAAGGGAUUUGUGGGAUAGACGAAUUUGAUAAGAUGGGAAGCCAGCAUCAAGCCUUGUUGGAAGCUAUGGAACAGCAAAGCAUCAGCCUCGCCAAGGCCGGCAUCGUGUGCAGCUUGCCUGCCCGGACAUCCAUCAUUGCUGCAGCAAACCCCGUUGGAGGACACUAUAACAAAGCCAAAACAGUGUCCGAGAACUUGAAAAUGGGSAGCGCUUUGCUGUCCAGGUUUGACUUGGUGUUUAUUUUGCUGGACACKCCAAACGAAGACCACGACCACUUGCUGUCGGAGCACGUGAUGGCCCUGCGAGCGGGCAAGCAGGCGGCAUGCAGCGGCGCCGUCGUGGCUCGCGCCGGCACCCAGGACCGCUCCGUCCUCGAGGCCGUUCCGGAUCGGCCGCUGCUGGAGAGGCUGAAGAUCUCACCAGGAGAAAACUUCGAUGCCAUUCCCCACCAACUGCUGAGGAAGUACGUGGGAUACGCGCGGCAGUACGUUCACCCAGCUCUGUCCCCAGAAGCUGCCAAGGUCCUCCAGGAAUUCUACCUGGAGCUCCGCAAACAGAAGCAAGGAGCGGACGGCACRCCCAUCACCACGAGGCAGCUGGAGUCGCUGAUCCGACUCACAGAGGCAAGGGCAAGGCUGGAAUUAAGGGAGAAAUCUACAAAGGAAGAUGCUGAAGAUGUAAUAGAAAUAAUGAAAUACAGCAUGCUAGGAACUUAUUCAGAUGAGUUUGGAAAACUGGACUUUGAACGCUCACAGCAUGGAUCUGGGAUGAGCAACCGGUCACAAGCAAAAAGAUUUGUUUCUGCCCUUAACAAUAUUGCAGAAAGGACCUACAACAGUCUCUUUGAAUUACAGCAACUUCGACAGAUUGCAAAUGAAUUACAAAUACGAGUAACUGAUUUUGAAAGCUUUAUUGGAUCUCUAAACGAUCAGGGUUAUCUCUUGAAAAAGGGUUCAAGAAUUUAUCAGCUUCAAACGUUGUGAAAAGACCCUCCUUGACAAAUUUCCUGACCCAUAGCCAUAGUAUCUGAGGCAGCCUGAUGGAAGCACUGCAAUAAAAUGCAUUAAAUUGCAGCCUACCACAAUACUUGAUGCCCUGCCAGCGCAGUUACCCGCUGUGGUUGAAAAUUCCCCUUCAGGUACUAAGGCCCGUCAGAGCUUUGCGCAAAACUGUUGCAGGAUAAAGUAGGCSCUAGUGCUGCUCCCUGACUUAUCCUGAAGGUUUUCCUGCCCAAAGGAGACUGGGUGCCAUGUACUCCACUCUUGAAUGGUGGAAAGUGUAUUCUACUUGGUUCGUUGCAGUGUAAUAAGCUGCUUAUUUUUCUUUUUCUGCUCCUGAAUUUCAAGUAAUGUUGUCCCUACCAACGUAAAGAUAAUGCUUCCAUGAGAAGACAUGCGAGUUGCCUUUUUAACAUAGUUAACUUGAAUGUAAAAAGUAUAGAAAUGCUUCCAAAAAAAAAGAGGGACGAUACUGUUAUGGUUGUAAAAAGUGACACAUUAUUGAAAGUGAUUUCAUUCUGUUCGCAGCUCUGUAUAGUUUUUUUUUAUAGUUGAGAUUUUAUUUAAAAGGCUGGUCUAGUAAGAGUUUCCUUCUUUCCUUAUAAAGUUGUGUACAACAACUUAGCUUUUAUGUCCCUUUUUCAUUAAACUUCAAUGCCUAAUGGAUCCAGGAGCAUUAUACAGUAAUAAAAUGUACUGU